AUGCCGGGCUUCCCGGGACCCGGUCCUCCGGUGAGGCUGUGCGUGGGCCUCACGUGCAUUCUGUCCCUUUGGAACACAGUGUCUGCUGUGAAAGGAGAAGCCAAGAAGGAAAAGGUGAUGACCCUCCUUCCUCCAACAGUGUCUGGCCUUGGAGGAGAAGAGAGGAAGGAAAAGGGGGUGGCUUUUCUCGACACCACGGAACUGCCCGCAAGGUCAGUCGAUCUGUCCGCGCUGAACCUGACAGAGCUGGUGAACGGGAUGCUGAGCAGAGCUUUAAAAGAUACGAAGAAGUUCUUCUCCCUGCUAAGCAUCACCUCCUACAGUUCCGUGGCCUUCCACAAGUUUUCCGUGGCCAUUUACAACAUUUCUAACCUGAAGGCUGUGGACCCCGCCAGGUUCCCCACCCGGUACUGUUACUGUCUGAACAACCGGACCAAUGACUUAUCAGAUUUCACGGCCCUGCUGGUGGACGUCGUUGGAAAUUCUACCAGCUACCUCACGGAGAUUUUCAAGUCAACCUCAAUCCUCUCAGUGAGUCAGACAAAUGAAUCCGACUGCACCUUCAUCUGUAUGAUGACAGGAAAGUCAGGACGGAACCUUUCUGACUUCUGGGAGGUGGCAGAGAAAUCUCCUGUUAUCAACUACACAUUUACCAGCAGCAUGCCUGGUGGUCCAGGUGAGUCUACCAAGGGCUCGUCUGUGACUUCAAUGCCCAUACCCACAAGCCAGCAAACACUACCAAGGAGAAGCCCCCCACACGGAGCCCAGAGCACCAGAGUGUCCUCUCUGAGAACUGUUCCCUGGACAGAGACAACUCCUCUUGCAAAGGGAGAGCAGACCCAGAACCCGGGAAGCCUUCCUGAGCUUCACUCCAGGACCGCGGCCACGCAGGGCAGCGCCUCCCCAACCCCAGCCUUGGCUACCAGGAGGGUGACCCGGACUCCAUGGGUGACAACCAGCAGUCAGGCGUGGACUUCCAACCUACCUGUGCCCUGGGCUCAGACCAUGGGUGAGAAAGCACCCGGAGGGCCUCCCUGGGAAACAUCGUCCUCCACACCCACAUCUCCUGCAGAGGCCAUGACCACGUGGAGCCUUUCUGGGCCACCUGUUGGGGCAGCGUCCACACAGGGCAGCUCAUCCCAGGCCAGCCCAGCCUCAGGAACCUUCACCCCUGGCACACAGACCCCGAAUCCAACCAAGGCACCAGCCCCUAGAUACCCACAAACAGGUGACGCCCCGUUGGCCUGGCCAUUUGCCCCUGGAGAGGAACCAGCCCUGGCCCCGGGACCCCACCAGGCUUCUAGGUGUCCUCAGCUGCUGGUCGAAGAGGGGACCGUCACAGCCGCUCCCCUCCCCCUGGCCAUCCGGAAGCUCAACCCUUGCCUGAUGGAGCUGUGCCGCUUUUUCCAGCAAUGCCUCUGCAUGAGCCAGAAGAGAGACCCCAGGAUGGAGGCCAUGAGGUACUGUCUUGAAUACUAUUCCUGGUUUCUGAAGAAUGCAACAUACAUCUGUCAGAGGGUGAAAAGGGUGCCCCACUCACACACCUUAAAACAAAAAUGCCUCCGGAAUAUCUGCCUGUCCGUGUGAAAAGAUGAUGGGACCUAACGAUAAACUGGACGACAUCCCUUCACCCUGGCCCCGGCCCAAGUUGGCUGGAUGCGAAGAAUUCACCAGGCUCCAGCUAGAUCAUCAAUUAACUGAAAGAGGUUCUUUGGGGAAGUAGCAAUGCUUUCUCUCCUGUGAACCCUGGGAAGGGGGAAGGCCAAGUGUUAGAGCUGCCCUGAAACCUAAAUCCACGGUCAAGAAUCCCCCGUGAUGCUUACGGCGAUCCUGAGACGGGAGAAAUGGGUUGAGGGGUAUCACAGCAGCCGGAACAAAUGAGUCCAGGCACUGAGACUCUGACACAGUACCCAGAGUGACUUACACCUGGGAUUUUAGGAAGACAACACGAUAAAUUAGGAAAGGGGAGCCCAUACCCUGGAGAGAGUCACGUAGGAUUUCUCUACACCACGAACCCACGCUUGGUUAGAUACAAGUAAUCAGACUUGCUGACCAUGGGAUCCCGAUAAUUCUCCAUGCCCCUAAAUAGCAGGUGAUGAGAACCUUCCCCCGGAGGAAGUGUGGCUUUUCUGUUGUUGAUGUCUUGUGUCGAUUUCUCGUCUGUGGGUCCCGCUGUAUUUGGGGGUCUCGGGUUCCGUGACUCACUAAUAGGAGACUCCCGGAACCAGAACAGCUUUUAUGCUCACAUUUCCUUCUUAUUACAGCGAAAGCCUAGAGAUUAAAGUCAGCAAAGGUAAAAGGUGCAGGGGACAGGGCCCGGGAGAGGCCAGACAUCAGCUUCCCGUUGCCCUCUCCGGCGAAGUUGCAUGGGCAGCACUUAAUCCUUCCAGCAAUGCCAUGUGACAACACGUAUGGAGUAUCAUCAACCAGAAAAGCUCAC
Herpailurus yagouaroundi (jaguarundi) is the source of this 2440-nucleotide messenger RNA. It is a transcript of the gene HHLA1, whose product is annotated as HHLA1 neighbor of OC90. The record is from RefSeq and is a predicted model, not a curated record. Lineage: Eukaryota; Metazoa; Chordata; Mammalia; Carnivora; Felidae. The transcript has 16 exons. Bases 1 to 1587 code for a protein of 528 amino acids.